This is a messenger RNA of Dreissena polymorpha, 603 nucleotides long. Its product is annotated as anaphase-promoting complex subunit 11-like. Gene Ontology annotation, molecular function: zinc ion binding; ubiquitin protein ligase activity; cullin family protein binding. The record is from RefSeq and is a predicted model, not a curated record. The transcript has 4 exons. Bases 211 to 570 code for a protein of 119 amino acids. NCBI's taxonomy places the organism in Eukaryota, Metazoa, Mollusca, Bivalvia, Myida, Dreissenidae. Gene Ontology annotation, biological process: positive regulation of mitotic metaphase/anaphase transition; protein ubiquitination; anaphase-promoting complex-dependent catabolic process. Gene Ontology annotation, cellular component: nucleus; anaphase-promoting complex.
AUAUUCUCUAAGUCAGGUUCCUUGUAAACAAAUUCAAGUUUGGACCAUUUUUAACUAUCUUUACCAAAACUUUAACCGUUUUUCCUUGUUUAAAUAAGUAAGCAAACGUCAAUUUUUAAUUACCUUAAAACUUCAAUUAUGAAUGAUUCCGGAAAUUCCAAUAACCGGAAGUAGUUGUUGUUGUUCGUUCGUCACAGUUGGAAAUGGAAAAUGAAAGUUAAACUUAAAAUGCCGUCCCGGUUGAAGCCGGUCAACAGCCUGACAGAGUCACGGUCAACCCUUGACUGGCUAGGGUUUAUCCUGGUGAAGCCCCGCCAUAGCAACGGUUGUCACAGCUGGACUGCUGUUGCCACAUGGAGGUGGGUUGCUAACGACGACAACUGUGGUAUCUGUCGCAUGGCAUUCGAUGGUUGCUGUCCAGACUGUAAACUUCCAGGGGACGACUGCCCUCUAGUUUGGGGUGAAUGCUCGCAUUGUUUCCACAUCCACUGCAUUGUGAAGUGGCUCAACUCCCAGCAAGUCAACCAGCUGUGCCCAAUGUGUCGACAGGACUGGAAGUUCAAAGAGUAGUGCUUGAUGGAAUUAUAUAUGAGAUUAUCAGUC